UGGUAAAAGAGGAGGGGACGAAGACCGGAGGAAGGCGAAUCUCAGGACAGUGGGGAAAUUGGCGCUUCUUCUCGCCAUUUGAAAACCCUAACACCUUCACUUCCAUCACUGCGAUCACCAAAGAAGAAGACAUGGCGUUUCUCCCGCGUCCGCUUUCUCAUUCUCUCUGCCUCCGAGCCUCUCGAGGAUUCUUGUUCUCCUCCCUUUUGAGUUCCUCCGGCCAGAGCAACGGAAGGAAUUCAGUUUCCAGAACAAGGACGCGCACACGUUGCCUUUCCACUGUAGUUGAAGAGUUGGAUUUUGAACGCGACGGACUUCAUGAUGAUGUGAAGAUGAUGGAGAGAGAAAAUGCCCUACGUCAUGCUCUGUCAAGCCUUGCGGGUGAAUUUGGUAGAGAAUCCAUGCUGUCUUUGAGGCGAUUUUUCAGUUCACGGCGUCAACCAAUAAUAUCCACUGGUUCUUUAAAGCUUGAUCUAGCCCUUGAGAUUGGAGGGUUACCAAGGGGUAGAAUUGUUGAAAUAUAUGGGAAAGAGGCAUCUGGCAAGACAACACUUGCUCUUCACAUCAUUAAAGAAGCACAGAAAUUUGGUGGUUAUUGUGCAUACUUUGAUGUGGAGAAUGCACUCGACCCAUCACUCGCAGAAUCAAUGGGCAUAAACACAGAAAAUCUUCUUCUUUUCCGUCCAAAUUCUGCUGAAAAUUUGCUUAGUGCAGUUGAUACACUGACAAAAAGUGGGUCCCUAGAUGUCAUUGUCAUUGAUAGCGUCGCUGCCCUUGUGCCCCAAUGUGAAAUCGAUGAACCAAUAGGCUGCAGAAACAAAGACAUACAAUCAAGAAUCAUGACACAGGCUCUUAGAAAGAUCCACUGUUCUCUUCUCCAGUCGAAAACUCUCAUUGUUUUUGUGAAUCAGGUUAGGUCAGUUCCAAAAUUUGGUCACGCUUUUGGAGGACAUCGAGAUGAGGUUACAUGCGGUGGAAAUGCUUUGAAGUUCUAUGCGGCUGUCCGGAUGAGACUGGUCAGGAUGGGAUUGCUUAAAACAGACGAUAAGCCAACUGGUCUUGGGGUUUGCGUGGAAGUGGUGAAAAAUAAGUUGGCACCAACUAAGAAGAAAGCCGAACUAGGAAUCAUGUUUGGAAAGGGUUUUUGCUUGGAAUCGGAGGUCUUAGAAUUGGCCUGUGAUCAUGGGAUUAUCUUGAAAGAAGGAUCCACAUACCACAUACACGGGGAGGUUUUCUGUGCUAAACAUGAAGUGGAAGAAUAUCUGGCUCAAAAUGAUAGGGUCCUUCAAAAGAUAACCAUGAUAUUGAGGAGUCAUCUGCUUGAAAAUGAGGAGUGAUGACACUACUUCCUUGAUUGGAUGAGGAUGACUUCUCCUUAGGCGAUUGAGCUUUCCUGGACAACCAGCCUAAUGCCUUCGUUCUUGUUGGUUGGAGCUGGUUGACAUCAAAUUGACAAAAUAUGACCUCAUUGAACUGCAGCAUUUGUAUGUGCUCGCAUAUGCACAGAUUCUUCCAAAAUAGGCGUGUUAAAGAAUGGCUCCAAAAAGCGAAGCUGAUUUGUUGUGAGGCGCCGUUUUCUAUUUAACUUCCCCAGGAGGAUUGGAUAUUCAUCUCCAUGGCUUGUAGAUCGCCCCCCAAUCAGGAUAUUGCUGGAGCAUGGUGAUUCUAGCAACCAUCUAACUGCCACUGGUUUGUAUGUCGGUGUAAAUUGGUCAAGAUCAUCUAUGCUGCAUUAUUUGUGAGUUUAUACUCCUGUACGACAGUUAGUUGUCUAUCAGUAGAUGAAAUGGAGCUUUUCUCC
Rhodamnia argentea is the source of this 1801-nucleotide messenger RNA. Its product is annotated as DNA repair protein recA homolog 2, mitochondrial. Gene Ontology annotation, molecular function: single-stranded DNA binding; ATP binding; ATP hydrolysis activity. Lineage: Eukaryota; Viridiplantae; Streptophyta; Magnoliopsida; Myrtales; Myrtaceae. The record is from RefSeq and is a predicted model, not a curated record. Gene Ontology annotation, biological process: DNA repair. The transcript has 8 exons. The coding region runs from base 132 to 1337 and encodes 401 amino acids.